AUGGACGCGCUGCCCGUAGAACUCGUCCUUCAAAUCUUUUCACGCCUCGACGUCCCACCGCCCUCUAUUCUGAAUUUCGCCCACGAACCUACCAAGGAUCUACCAAGCGCUCCAUCAAAUUUGACGCCUCUCAAGGCUCUCAGCCUGACCUCCCGCCGCUAUCACGCUCUUCUUCCCGUAGAUGAAGACACGCUCAACGCAAUGCAACCUGCUCUGAAAACGCUCUCGGCCCACGAACGUGACAUCUACACGAGAAUGCGUAAGAAGAUAGCGAAAGGCUUCCAAUGGGGAAUAGACAGCGGCGAAAUAGCCGAGAUGGUGGAGUUCAUCUGGAUCCGCAACGAAGACCACUGGUUCGCCCAGAGCAGCUCCGCGGUAUGGGGGCCUCCCCCUUUGAUCGAUAAAGUAGAAAGCCUCGUCAUUGUCGCCUCCAGGGAAUACGACACUAGGUACAAAAUCUUUCGCAACGCAGAGGCGGCGCUGCACCACGCCGUUGUGGAUCUCUGGACCCGCGUGUUCGAUGCCCUGGACCCGGAGAGAGUGGUAGUCGUUGCGCCGCCAGCCACGAUGAUCGAGCUAACGGAGUUGAUCAUUCCAAGCAACGGUACGUGGGUCUUCGAGAGGAACUUCCACUAUCUCGAGCUACGUCAGGAUUGGCCUACGAACGGCGGACGUGGGAAGAAACCGCGAGUACAGGUGGAGCAUGCGGCGGAGUGUGCUCGCGCCUGGGAUGGUUAUAGGAGUCUCAUCCAUGCACACCCCUGGACGCACAUCGCAUACAAUGAAGACAGCUGGGUGCUAGCAUACCUACCUAGGGAUAGAACUAACGGAGUGGUCUGCUGGCAAUGGGGCUGCCUAGAGACCUUCUGCCUCCUCCUUGAGCGCCUGAAUCGGGAAGCACAAGUCUGCUGUAGCCUCCGCAGCGUCGCCUUCAUCGCCGUCUUCCCCUGGGCUUCGCACGUUACUACUACGCUCCACCCGCUAGAACAACACCCCACGCCCGAGCGGCUCACCACACAACUCGCGCCAGGGCCGGAGAAUGGGGUACUAGACGAUGAAGAGAAACUCGGGGCGGAUGCGCCCCUUUGUUUCUGGCACGAGUGGAGAAAGUGCCAUCGCCACGUUGCGUGGUUCCUGUUUCGCAGGCAGUGGAGUACACAAAGAGGGCGUGCUGGAUUUCAGGGAGCGGAUAUCGAAGGCUCGCAAGGAGGUAGAGUGGACAAUGGAAGAGUGGAAGGAGGGGGGAAAUGGGAGGUGGAAGAGGGUUGA
This is a messenger RNA of Mytilinidion resinicola, 1269 nucleotides long. RefSeq lists its product as uncharacterized. The coding region runs from base 1 to 1269 and encodes 422 amino acids. The record is from RefSeq and is a predicted model, not a curated record. The transcript is spliced from 2 exons. Lineage: Eukaryota; Fungi; Ascomycota; Dothideomycetes; Mytilinidiales; Mytilinidiaceae.